This is a messenger RNA of Aureobasidium subglaciale EXF-2481, 552 nucleotides long. RefSeq lists its product as uncharacterized. NCBI's taxonomy places the organism in Eukaryota, Fungi, Ascomycota, Dothideomycetes, Dothideales, Saccotheciaceae. The coding region runs from base 1 to 552 and encodes 183 amino acids. The transcript has 2 exons. The record is from RefSeq and is a predicted model, not a curated record.
AUGAAUCGCAGUAACCAGGCCGGGCUGAACGCCAGAAAGCAGUACAAGUCUGCUAGAUUAAGCAAUCUUCACAUCAAACUGGCACUUGAUCAUUGGAAGCAAAGCUUUGCUGAAAGGGAAUCAGAGGUCGCCAAGAAGACGGAGAGACUGAAGCAGAAUGCGAAGAGUGGCAGGUUGGUCGGUAAAGCCGUGAUAGCCACUGGCAAAACCAAGCGGUCUUUACCUACUGGUGGCUCAAAGUCAACACAACAGAUUCUCCUGAGGCCGAGUCUCUCUGCGAAGAGGAGAAGGAGAGCUGCGCGGUCGAGGUGGUUGGUCUUCAUCUGCACUCAAAUGGCUAGUACAAUAUCGUCAGGUCUUGCAAGUUUAGCGGCUGCGACAUGUCUACUAUCGAUAUCCCUUACGAGGCUGUUCUGGCUGACCAGCGCCAGAUUACGCGGUCACCUCGUCGUUCGUGCAGGACCAGGUGUUGGCAACUUUGGAAAGAAUCCGAGUAACACUGCACAACAUGAUCAAAGCUCGAGAAUCUAUUCGGGAAUGUGGCAGCCUUGA